AUGGGCUCUUCUCCAUUACUCUCUUUCCUUGUUCUCACUUCUCUGAUGUUCUUGUUCGUCACCCUUUCCCAUUCUUCACAGUACGAUGUUGCUCAAGAACCAGCGCCUCCUGUUACGUCCAGGAAAAUCUCUCGCGAUUCUGAGAAAGUCACAAUGUCUUUAUAUUAUGAAUCUCUUUGUCCAUAUUGCAGCAGUUUCAUUGUAGGUCCCCUAGCUCAGGUCCUGGAGACUGAUCUCAUGACCAUUCUCAAUCUCAGACUGGUUCCAUGGGGAAAUGCUAUUCUAGACUCCAACAAUACCAUUGAGUGUCAGCAUGGGGAAGAUGAAUGCUAUCUGAACAUCAUACAUACUUGUGCCAUCAACCUCUGGCCUGAUUUGAAGAAGCACUUCAAUUUCAUCAAGUGUAUCGAAAAGCAAUAUAAAGCUCGUGAUAGAAAUGGAGCAGAAGAUUCCUGGGAAGUAUGUUCUGGUAAAUUGAGACUGUCUACACAAUCCAUGAAGACAUGCUAUGACAGUGGACAUGGAAAAAAGGUUUGGUUCAUCCACUGA
Messenger RNA from Populus nigra (black poplar), 549 nucleotides. Its product is annotated as gamma-interferon-responsive lysosomal thiol protein-like. Gene Ontology annotation, molecular function: oxidoreductase activity, acting on a sulfur group of donors, disulfide as acceptor. Lineage: Eukaryota; Viridiplantae; Streptophyta; Magnoliopsida; Malpighiales; Salicaceae. The transcript has 3 exons. The record is from RefSeq and is a predicted model, not a curated record. Bases 1 to 549 code for a protein of 182 amino acids.